This is a messenger RNA of Coccinella septempunctata (seven-spotted ladybird), 1172 nucleotides long. Its product is annotated as hydroxyacylglutathione hydrolase, mitochondrial. The transcript is spliced from 6 exons. Gene Ontology annotation, molecular function: hydroxyacylglutathione hydrolase activity. Lineage: Eukaryota; Metazoa; Arthropoda; Insecta; Coleoptera; Coccinellidae. The coding region runs from base 231 to 998 and encodes 255 amino acids. The record is from RefSeq and is a predicted model, not a curated record.
GUCAUAACGUGACGUUAGUUUGUAAACAUAUAAAUCAAAGCAAAGAUUAAAUAAUUAAUUAUUCCAUUCCACUCACUCAGUUCCGAGAUAGAACCAAACCAAGUCUACCUAGUAACAACGGCUCGUUCGAGAGUUCACUUUCACUACCAAUUGAAACAGAAGGUUUAUCAUUUUACAACAACGGUUUAAGAAAUUCACACAGUUCAAGCGCUGAAUAUAAAUUCGAAGGUAUGGGUGUUACUGUUUUGCCAGCUUUAUCGGAUAAUUAUAUGUAUUUGAUUGUGGAUGAAAACACUAGACAGGCAGCAGUAGUAGAUCCAGUUGAACCUGACAAAGUUUUACAGGCAGUUGAAAGGGAAAAUGUAAAUCUGACAAAAAUUUUGACAACCCAUCAUCACUGGGAUCACGCUGGUGGUAAUCAAGAACUAGUUAAGAAAUCGAAGAAUACAAUUCAAGUGUUUGGUGGUGAUGAUAGAAUUGGAGCAUUAACCAAUAAAGUACAAGAUGGAGAUAGUUUCAAUAUUGGCGAUACAAAGGUGGAGUGUAUUUAUACUCCUUGCCACACAAGUGGCCAUAUUUGUUACCUCGUGAAGACCCCAUGUCAGGACCCUGUUGUUUUCACUGGAGAUACUUUAUUCAUUGCUGGGUGCGGAAGGUUUUUUGAGGGCACCGCUGAGCAAAUGUGUGUUUGCCUCCUAGAUAAACUGGGAAAUCUGCCUGGCAACACUAGAGUCUUUUGUGGCCAUGAAUAUACUUUGCAAAACUUGAAAUUUGCCAAACAUGUAGAGCCUAAUAACCAGGAAAUCAUGAAAAAAAUUCAAUGGGCCUGUGAUAAACGAGAAAAGGGGGAACCGACUGUUCCUUCAACAAUCUCCGAAGAGAAGCUGAUAAAUCCGUUUAUGAGAGUGAGGGAGACGACAGUGCAACAUCAUGCUUCUUGCAGUGACAUUGUUGAAACUAUGAGGACUAUUCGAAAGGAGAAAGAUAACUUUAAGUAAAUUGAUAAAAGUCUUGAUAUUGUUGUUUUGUAUAGAUAUUUUCACAAUAAAAGAAUCAGGAACAUAUUCUAUUAGAACCUUUCAUAAAGUUGAUAUUUUGUUAAAGAUUGUUGGAUUUUUGGUGUUUUUAUGUUGUCUCUUAAUUUUUUCAAGAUAUUAAAAAAGUUGUUUUAU